UAUCAAACGCCUGAACGACAAAGACUUUACAUUCUUUGGUCGAAAAUAAGAUGAGUUUACUACGGAUUAAUUCUUGAUUGCACACGCUUUAUAACAUAUUGAUUAAGCCAGAAAAGCAGCAAUUAAGAAGUCCUAAUCAUUGUGGCACAAUACUUUAAAAAUAAUAUUUUCUCGAAAGAUCCUGAGAUCAUGUAGUCAGUGUAAACAAAUGGAGCAAAUUUGGAAUACGAUGGAAAACAAGUUUUGUCAUGCGUCCCUAUGAAAACUGUAAUUUGAUGCCUUGAGGACCAAAAAUGUUGGUUGAACGCUACCGUCCAAUACUGUUCAUACAGUACCUCCUCCUCAUAGUGGAUCUGUUCAUGAACUCAUUCAUUGAAAUGCUCCGAUUUGAGAAUGUCAUCCUUUUAGUGCUUUAUGUUAUUCAGGAUGUAUGUAUCUUGUUUGCGGUUAUCGUGGUAUUCCUGCUCUUCUUCAACACCUACAUCUUCCAGGCCGGCCUUGUCAAUAUCCUCAUCGAAAAAUUCAAGGUCGCUAUAGGAAUAACCUUUAUUUACUUUGGACUGAAUGUUGGUCUUCAUGUAUGGGAAAUGACUUUAAGAUGGGAUGACCCAAACCAGUACAUCUGGGAGACACCUGGGUUUAUCCCUUUGUUUGUAAUACAAAGAACCGGUGCUGUACUGUACUACUACUUCUAUAAGAGAACGGCCCUACAGCUAGGAGACCCCAGGUUUUACCAAGACUCUGAAUGGAUCAGAAAAGAAUUCGAAAGAAGGAGAUAACGCUAGAUACCCAAAAGAGUUUAUUUUCUGUGGUUGUGAUACGCAUAGACCUUGUUUGAAUCUUCUGCCAGUGAUAUUGAUAAACUGUAGAAUAUUUUUAUCUGUGCAGUUUAAAUUAUGUUGUGGAUGAUAUAAACAGAUUACAGGUACUAGUUGGUUAUCAAAUUUAUACAUUUUGUGAUAUACAUCGUAUCAUGUAUUUAUAUACACAAUGCUAGAUUUUAAUAUUUGAAUGCUAUCUGAUUAUUGUCCAUUGACCAGUACAUUGUAAAUAGGUAACAUAUAUAAUGUUUAUAAUUUUUUAUGAAAAAUAAUCUCUGUUAAUAAACAAUUUUUAGGCUAACACUUA
Molecule: messenger RNA, 1128 nt
Organism: Magallana angulata
Lineage: Eukaryota; Metazoa; Mollusca; Bivalvia; Ostreida; Ostreidae
Product: transmembrane protein 138-like
Exons: 5
Coding region: 294-779 (161 amino acids)
Cellular component (GO): cilium
Source: RefSeq, a predicted model, not a curated record